AUGAUUACCACAUGGGCAAACAUUGAAGCAAACCAGCGAGCAACACCUACCACCAGCGAGCAACACCUACCACCAGCGAGCAACACCUACCACCAGCAAGUAACACCUACCAACAGCGAGCAACAUCUACCACCAGCGAGCAACACCUACCACCAGCGAGCAACACCUACCACCACGAGCAACACCUACCCCCAGCAAGUAACACCUACCAACAGCGAGCAACACCUACCACCAGCAAGUAACACCUACCACCAGCGAGCAACACCUACCACCAGCGAGCAACACCUACCACCAGCGAGCAACACCUACCACCAGCAAGUAACACCUACCAACAGCGAGCAACACCUACCACCAGCGAGCAACACCUACCACCAGCGAGCAACACCUACCACCAGCGAGCAACACCUACCACCAGCGAGCAACACCUACCACCAGCGAGCAACAUCUACCACCAGCGAGCAACACCUACCACCAGCGAGCAACACCUACCACCAGCGAGCAACACCUACCAACAGCGAGCAACACCUACCACCAGCGAGCAACACCUACCACCAGCGAGCAACACCUACCACCAGCGAGCAACAUCUACCAACAGCGAGCAACAUCUACCAACAGCGAGCAACAUCUACCACCAGCGAGCAACACCUACCACCAGCGAGGAACACCUACCACCAGCGAGCAACACCUACCACCAGCGAGCAACACCUACCACCAGCGAGCAACACCUACCACCAGCGAGCAACACAUACCACCAGCGUUUAG
Molecule: messenger RNA, 762 nt
Organism: Mya arenaria
Lineage: Eukaryota; Metazoa; Mollusca; Bivalvia; Myida; Myidae
Product: prespore vesicle protein-like
Exons: 2
Coding region: 1-762 (253 amino acids)
Source: RefSeq, a predicted model, not a curated record